Molecule: messenger RNA, 612 nt
Organism: Hymenoscyphus albidus
Lineage: Eukaryota; Fungi; Ascomycota; Leotiomycetes; Helotiales; Helotiaceae
Source: the annotation of a GenBank genome assembly
CAUCAAGCAAUUGUCCAGCUGCUCCUUGAAAAUAAAGCAGACUCGAGUUAUCUUCAUCCAAACUUCGCCGAUGGCCAUCGCGUGCAAACUCUCUACAUUGAAGAGAUUGUCACGAUGUUACUUAACAGUGCUUCUAAGAUAAAAUCUUUUCAUUCUAAUGUCCAAAAAGGUCACGAUUCCGCAGUUGCUUCAGCACUAGACAGCGGCAUGAAACCCGAUGUCCCUGGUGGCUGGUACUUAUAUGCUUUACAUACUGCAGCGAGUCAAGGGAACCUUUCAAUUAUCGUUUUGUUAUUAGCAAAAAGCAAUGCCGAGCUCGAUAUACCAGAUUUCGCUGGUCGAACCCCGCUUUGGCUAGCUGCACAAUCAGGCCAUGUUUCUGUCUUAGACAAACUUUUUGAAUCAGGAACAGUAGAUAUCAAUCCUCGAGACCUCGAAGGUAGAUCAGCGCUUUGGCAGUCCUCGGCUCGUGGACAUCUCAAUGCUGUCAAGUGGCUACUAAGUCGGAAUGCCAAUCAUAAGAUUCCAGACAACUAUGGAUUGUCGCCCUUAGAGAAAGCCGAGAUUGAAGGUCACAAAUCUAUUAUAGAGGCUAUAAGGAGAGCCCCUUGA